UCAGGCUCGCGUCAGGCUGGGCCCGCGGCCGGUGGCCUCGCGUCUCCACAGCGCGCUGCCAGCAUCGCUCUCGGCCGCGCCGCGCCCGACGGGCCUGGCCCUGGUUCUGGCCCCAGCGGAGCAUCCUGGGACUGUUUUUACUCAAUUGGUCAUUGAUAUCUUAACAAACAUGGAGAUAAGAUUAGAAAUUUUGACAUCAACAAGUAUCAAGCAGAAAAAACCCUGGCCACAAGUCUCUUGGUUGGGACAGGAAAAUGAAGCCGUUUUUCUUUUGGAUGAUAAAUUCAUAAAUGAAAUUAAUUUGUUAUCAGGAAGGACAAAGAAGAAAAUUCCUAGUCUGAAGCCUUUGUUGAAGGAUGUUAUUGUGCUAACAACAUCCAGUAAUGAUGCCUGGCUAGGUGGUGUACUCACUACAGGGGAGCUUUUCCUUUGGAACAAAGAUCAAGAUUGUUUGAAAACUAUACAAGUAACUGAAAAGCCUAAGGAAAUGAUUGAAGCUAUAGUAGCAAAUUCUUUGAGACUGUAUUUCUAUGUUUCUGGAAAUGGGAAAAGAAUUCUGCUUGUAACACCUUCUGGAUGCAUAUUUCUUUGGGAAUACUUGGAAUUAAAGGAUAUUUUAUCUUCUAAAAGCCUCUCAUUGGUGGGUCAGUGGUCCCAGGUCAUACCUGAAAAAACAGUUCUUUUGCCUUCCACUGAAGAUAAAGAAGCUGUAGUGAAUGCUGUUUUUAUAAAAAAUGAGUUAUUUGGAGACUGCUGCUUGUGUUCAUUUACUUUUUAUUCUGGGGAAUGCCUAAAGUUAACGUUUCUAGCAAUUCGGUGGCAUGAAAAUGAAUUUACAUCUGUAAGAGCAUUGUCAUACCAUGUUCACUGGGCACAACAAGAAUGCCUUCUGUGUAGUCUCAUUCCUAAAUGUGAAUCAGUAAAGUCAAGAGGAGCUCUAAUUGCUGCCUUUUCAAGAGAUGGCCUUACCCUGGCAGUAACUCUUAAUCAGAAAGACCCCAAGGCAACUCAGGUAUUAUUUAUAAACACACUGAAUUUUGUUACUCUCAGUGGUAGCCUUAAAGGAUGUAGUAAUAAGAAUCCUGUGGUUCCAGCUACCCUUAUCAGGUCUUACUGGGUAGGUGGUAUCAGCUGGACACAUGAUAGUCUUUUUUUGGCUUGUGUGUUAAAACGUGGUUCCCUGGUUUUAUUGACCUGCCAAGGUGAACUGCUAACAUUAAUUACAUCUGGUUGCUCGAUAGAAUUUGGGCCAGCAGAAUUUAUUCCUCUUCAUCCACUAAUAACAUAUCGACCACAGCAGUUUAUGUUUCAAGAUUCAAAUAAUUCUGUAGAUUCAUCAGCUUCUGAUAGUGACCCUAUGAGACAGAGAUUUUCUAUAAAAGCACACUCACGGUUACCCUACCUCAUUAUUUCUGAUGGAUACAUGAUCACAACCCUUCGGUUUCUUGAUAAACUGUCUCCAUCGGUACUCAUGAGAUCACUUCUGCUUGAUUCAACCCAGAGGCUUGAGAAAACAUACCGAAAUGUGAUACUGUCUAAGCCAAAAAGCAAAGAGCUGAACUUGCUAUCACUGAAUUCCCUGAGGUCUAGCCUGUUAGAACACCAAGGACAUGAAAGUUCAGCUGAUUCCACUGUCCCCAAAUUCUUACAGACAGAAGAAACAAUGAAGUUAAAUGAGAAAACAGCAGAUUUUCAGGAUUUUGAAGCAGAAGAAACUAAUGAAGGCAGACACUUUCCGAACAAUUUAUUUCCUUUUUGGAACCAAAAAAAUGAUCUGCUGUUUAGUAGUGUCAAGGAAGGAAGAUUGGAAUUUGCAUCUAUGUUUGACACGAUACAUGCAAAGGAUGAUACUGAGGAGACAGACGAAACCAUUACAGAACUGCAUUCUAUCCAGAAAAAUCUACUUGCAGCGUGGACUAUAGGAAUUUCAAAAAAUGUGAUAGAGAAAAAUUUAAUGUUAAAUUAUACAAUAGUUUGUAUCACUCAUUUUUUCUACAUUCUUCAGUUUAUAAAAUGUCCUUUCCCCAAACUUGAUCUUUUUUUAAGCAAGAGCUCAAGACGUAAUGCAUGGAUACUUUGUGUCUUUCAACUUUUUCAUCAGUGUUUAUCAAUCCAGUAUUGGGAUAUAAGAUAUAAACAAGAUGUCGGACAUUUGAUAAAGCUGACCUCAAAUACUAUAAAGCUUUUGCUGACUCAGCAACAAAAGUGUCAGUUGUUCUCAGAGAAACUUUUAGCCUGUUUUUAUUUACUCAAAAUGGUAGCUGACAGUUUAAAUGCUAUAUACAAUCUUCAACCUGAAGUUGUUUCAGCUUCAACUGAUGGAGGAAGAACAGCAGAUAAAGAUUCAUUGGUGGCACCUAUUUUUCAAAUGUUUCGAGACAGUGGCUCUCAGGAAAACUGGUCUCAGAACUCAUCUUUUGAGAUUCAUCCUCAAGUAAUAAAUCUUGUGCAACAGCCAGGACACAGAUUGAUUGUUCUCUGGAGACUAUUAUACAAGAAAACUCUAUGGUAUGAAGCACAAUUAAGCCAAAGAGUUUCUGAAGGUGACAGAGAGUUAACUGAAAAGAUGACACACGAAGCUUCUACUGUCAAGUCCCUGUUAUGUCAUAUACAGGCUAACUUACAGACUGCCGGAGAUUGCUUGAGCCAAACCUUAGAACUUAAGUCUAUCAAUGGUGAAGAAUGUUUCCUAUUGGGAUCAUAUGAAAAGGCUGUUGAGCUGUGGAAAAAAGCUCUUCAAGAAAUCCAAGAGAAAGGAGGAAGAAGGACAUGUAUUCUUCAGAUACGCUAUUAUCUCUCUCUCUUAUACUGCUACCUCUAUAGCUAUAAUUUAAAUGAUGCUCAAGGAUUGUGUGAUCAGCUGGUAAGAGAAAUACUGAGAUGGUCCCAAAUACCUGUGAAAGAAAAUGAAGAUUGUUCAGUUCCGGAGAAGUCUCACUGUGCAGGUGGGGUGCCUGGAAAUGCUCACCCUGAAGCUGCAGUGAGAGUUGUACAGUCCAUGGCUCGGUUCAUGGCCGCCUAUUUCACCAAUCAGCAGCUUUGCAUUUUGCCACCUCACAAUGUGAAUGUUCUUCCUCCACUUCAUAUUAAAACAGAGCAGUCCCUUAGACUUAUUCCUCUGCAACAUUCUAAGGUGGCCAGUGUUGUUAGAGAUCAGAAUCUCUGUAAUGUAUGGACAGUUGAAUAUGCACUGGAAUUAUUAUUUAUUGGUGGCCUGGUUCCAGAGGCUGUGUGGUUGGCACAUAAACUUGGAGACUGGAAGACAUCUGUUUCAAUUGGUGUGGCCUUCCAACUGUUCUGUAAACAUGAUAGCAAUUUUAUGAGGUAUGUAUUUUUAGGCAAGCUUGAGUUAAGAUAA
This is a messenger RNA of Lemur catta (Ring-tailed lemur), 3358 nucleotides long. RefSeq names its product ciliogenesis and planar polarity effector 1-like. The transcript is spliced from 17 exons. The record is from RefSeq and is a predicted model, not a curated record. Gene Ontology annotation, cellular component: ciliary transition zone. Lineage: Eukaryota; Metazoa; Chordata; Mammalia; Primates; Lemuridae. Gene Ontology annotation, molecular function: protein binding. Bases 170 to 3358 code for a protein of 1062 amino acids. Gene Ontology annotation, biological process: cilium assembly.